This is a messenger RNA of Benincasa hispida (wax gourd), 694 nucleotides long. RefSeq lists its product as uncharacterized. NCBI's taxonomy places the organism in Eukaryota, Viridiplantae, Streptophyta, Magnoliopsida, Cucurbitales, Cucurbitaceae. Gene Ontology annotation, cellular component: endoplasmic reticulum. The record is from RefSeq and is a predicted model, not a curated record. Gene Ontology annotation, biological process: endoplasmic reticulum unfolded protein response.
GCCAGCCAUUAAGCCGGACCAUUUAAACCCCAAAAUUGCAAACCGAAGGAUCAGGUCAAUAUUCAAUUUUAGAUCAGAGUGGUGACCGGAGAGAAAACUCGCCGGCUGGCCAGGAGGAGGAUCGAUUCACUGCAAUUCUUCUAAUCUCUCCAGCUUCUAUCGUGUCUCCGGCUACCCAAUUUCUGCCAAAAUCAUGACAACAUCAAGGCGUCUUGCAGACCGGAAGGUGGGGAGGUUUGAGAGGAAUAUCACAAAGAGAGGAGCUGUUCCAGAUACGUCCAUUAAGAAGGGGAAGGAGUAUCCCGUUGGGCCUCUGCUGCUUGGAUUCUUCAUAUUUGUUGUCAUUGGAUCAUCUCUCUUCCAGAUAAUCAGGACAGCAACAGGCGGAGGCAUGGCUUGAUGUGAUGCUCUGGUUUUGAGAUGGUGUUACAGUUUGAUGUUUUCCUCCCUUUCUUAGGCUGUAGGAUGAACACAAAGGAAAAGUCUAUUUUUUAUUUUUUUUAAGAUAGGAAUUGAUUCCGCAAGAUUUCAAGAAUUUUGAUAAUGGAAUGGUGACAGUUCUCCAUUUUCUACUUUAAAAGUGGAAAAAGUUACGAAUCAGUUGGGUUAAAGUGUAUGUAUUUGAUCAAGAGGUUAAGGGUUUGGAAUUUCUCCCCUUUACUGGUUGAACUGAAAGAAAGAGGUUUGGUUAAUA